GCUCAUGGUUCCCGUGCAGCCGGUGCGUCUGUCAUAUGCGCCGCCGUGCGACUAUUACCUAGUUGGUGCCACACCACACUCCACAAGUCGAAACACUCCGCCGAGACCACAGCUGAGAUCGAGCGCUACCAAAUGCGCCCAAACCUCACGAAUGAGAACCCCACUGCAAAUUAUUCAUAAUGACGACCGACGACCCGCAUGGUGCUUGCUGUCGAGGGCCGUCGCUGCUCCGACUAUAAGAGCUAGCUGCGAACCCCUUCUGAGACAGCUGGCACGAUUCGAUUCAUCAAAGACCUGAUUGGAUUCUAAACCAGUACGGCACCAUGCUUCACCCACUAGAAAUUGUCGCAACGCUUGUCGCCGCGUACCUUGUCAAAGUCUUCCUGACGCGCAAAAAACUGCCUGCGCCGCUUCCUCCGGGUCCCAAGCAGAAACCGCUCAUCGGGAAUCUCCUAGAUCUUCCACCUUCUGGCGGACAGGAUUGGGUGCAUUGGUACAAGUUUAAGGAGCUAUAUGGCCCCAUCAGCUCGAUCAGAGUUCUUGGAGAGACAUUCAUCAUCAUCAAUGAAGCACAGAUCGCAGUGGAUCUGCUGGAGAAGCGCUCAGCCAUACAUUCCAGUCGGCCACAGGGACAGUUCAAUCAGAUGACUGGGUACGGUGAAGUUACCAGCGCCAUGGCCUAUACCGACACGCUUCGUGUUCAUCGGAAGCUGAUGUACAAGCAAAUUGGAUCGGUGAACUCCGUCUCUCGCUUCGAUAAGUCCCAGGAGGCUGAGGUAGGGCGAUUCAUGCUGCGGUCGCUCGAGGCACCGCAGGACUUGCUCGCCCACUUACGGAAACUGGCUGGGGGUGUUAUCUUGAAAGUCGCAUAUGGAUACAACAUUGAACGCGAUGGAGAAGAUCCGCUUGUCGAAAUCGCGAACGAUGGUGUAGAAAAGUUUGCCCAGUCCAUCACUCCGGGCGCGUGGCUAGUUGACUUCAUCCCGGCUCUCAAAUACAUUCCGGCCUGGUUCCCUGGCGGUGGGUUUCAAAAAGACGUAGAGGAGUUCCGCGUGGCUGCGGACAAACUCAGUGCCAAGCCCUAUGCAUUUGUUCUUAGCCAGAUGUCGCGUAAUGCCCACGCGCCUUCUUUCCUAUCAGGACUAUUCGAGAAGGAGGGUAUUCCCAAACCUGGAAGCGAGCAGGAGGCGACACUCAAAUGGGCUGCAGCUACACUAUAUGGUGGUGGAUCUGAUACAACUGUCUCGACACUGGGAAGCUUCUAUCUCGCAUUAGUCCUGUUUCCAGAAGUACAAAAGAAGGCACAAGAAGAGAUAGAUCGAGUGGUGGGCACAUCUCGUCUCCCGGGGUUUGCUGAUCGUGAAAAUCUGCCAUACGUUGAAGCCGUGGUCAAGGAAGCCUUCCGAUGGCAUCCAGUCGUGCCCAUGGGCGUUGUGCAUAAGUCAACAGAGGAGGACACGUGGGGUGGCUAUUACAUCCCUAAAGGGUCUCAAAUCUUGCCGAAUAUCUGGGCAUUCCUGCAUGACCCAAAGACCUACCCCGACCCAAGCAGCUUCAAGCCUGAGCGAUUUCUCGCGAGCGAGAAUCACACCCCUGAGCGCGAUCCGCAUCUUCUAGCCUUCGGAUUCGGCCGACGCGUGUGUCCUGGACGGACCGUAGCAGAUGCAACUGCUUACCUGACUAUAGCACAAUCCCUUGCCGUGUUCAACUUCGGAAAGCCCAUAAAAGACGGUAAGGAAGUUGACUUGAAGCCGGACUUCCUGCCUGGGAUGAUCAGCCACCCGGCACCGUACGAGAUCAGCAUCAAGCCUCGAAGCGAGCAGCAUGAGGCGCUUGUCCGGGCAGUGGAGGAGAAUUUUCCGUGGGAGGAAAGCCAUGCCAAGGAGCUGGAUCAAUAGCUUAUUAGCAUGGAUGAGAGGAUGAAUGGCCAUGUAAAGCAAUUCGCGUCACUAUCCCCAUACGACGUAGCCAGCAGCGUUACUUUGGCUAAAGUCUAAGAGUCCUGGUAUUCAGAUUGAACAAAACAUAGUUUUUUUUUUCACAACUAAUUUC
This is a messenger RNA of Aspergillus homomorphus CBS 101889, 2052 nucleotides long. RefSeq names its product cytochrome P450 monooxygenase fmaG (gene fmaG). The transcript has 7 exons. Lineage: Eukaryota; Fungi; Ascomycota; Eurotiomycetes; Eurotiales; Aspergillaceae. Bases 324 to 1898 code for a protein of 524 amino acids. The record is from RefSeq and is a predicted model, not a curated record. Gene Ontology annotation, molecular function: oxidoreductase activity, acting on paired donors, with incorporation or reduction of molecular oxygen; heme binding; monooxygenase activity.